UGUUGAAGUAUUAUUGCCCUUGCUGUCCUUGGUGUCUAUGAAAGUAGAUAUCUACGACUUGACAGCAUUUCCGGGAGAGAUCGAGUCGUGGAAAGAUCCACGGCUCAUCAGCCACGGUGGAUCCAGCUAUGGAGAGCUAAUAAUAGAAAUAUUAGUAAUACAUGUAUUGGCAUUGUGUGGGUCCUGAAUUUUUCGACGCUUUUACUGGGAAUAAAUAAGGAGACCUCUGAAGGAAAGGAUCCAGUUUUGAAAUCCGAGAGUGAAAGCAAGAGUGUACAUACUUAGCAGUACUUGCCUGUUUGAAUUCAGAAUGGGAAAUUUUCUGUUCAAGAAAGCUGAUCCUAUGCGAAUAUUAAUUCAAGGUCUGGACGCAGCAGGGAAGACCUCAAUCCUAUACCGUCUCAAGAUUGGUGAAGUGGUCACCACAAUCCCUACCAUUGGCUUCAAUGUGGAAACUGUGUCAGUGAAAGGAGUCGACAUAACAUGCUGGGAUGUUGGUGGCCGGGACAAGAUUCGACCCCUCUAUCGACACUACUACGCUAACACAACAGGCUUUGUGUUUGUUGUGGACAGUGCUGACCAUGAGCGACUAGACUUUGCAUUUGAUGAAUUCAUUCGGUUCUGUUUGCAGGAGGAGGAGACAAAGGGAACUGUGGUGAUGGUGCUGGCCAACAAACAAGAUUUACCCGAAGCUCUGACAUGUGAGGAAUUGGAGAAGAAGUUUAGAAAGAAAUGUCCAACCACUCCAGACCACAAAGUUCUCUUCAGACCCACCAGCGUAAUGAGUGGUGAAGGACUUUUCGAGGCCUUUGAAGAUUUUGUCUCAGAGAUAAAGGCAAACAGGGAAGAUCCUUGUGCAUCAAAAGCCAAGGAGGAACAAAAAUCUAUUGAGGGAAAACAAGGAACUUCUUUAAAGCUGUUCAUCAAAAGCCCAUUGAGUUUUGUCAAGUCCUUACUGCUGUACUGAGUGGACAUUUCAAGCUAUUCACAACAAAUGAAUCAUCAGAAAGAAUUGGGAACAGUGCUUGAAUAAAACUUUCUAUAGUAUAUGGGAGAGAAAGUCUUUCUCUCUCCCUUUCUCUAACCAUUCCUUGCCCCCCCCCCCCCAAUCCCCUUUCUCUUUCAUGUGUGUGCUCAUGUGUCUGUGUGCAGGUGAGCAUUCGCUCAUGCCUGCACUCAGGUGUUUUAUUUUCUCUCUUUCUGGAAAAGAUCAAGCCCAUAUUAUGUCUCUUGAAUCUUCAUUACUCAGGAACUGUUUAUGCUUUUUAAAAUGUCUUUCAUGUUUCUUACACAAUUUAAUUGUAAAAAAUAUUGGUUGUGUUUGCUAAAUUUUGUAAAUAUACAAUUGUAUCUAAGAUUUGUUGCUAUUUUGUAUUUGUUCCUAUCGUAAAAUAUAUUUUAGGUUGUGGUAUAAUAAUAUUGCUUUUUCAAAGUUUUGUUUUUUAUGUGUGAAAUGAUUUUAUCUCAGGAACUUUUUCUUGAUCAGUUUGACAGAAAUAUAAAAGCUGAUGUGAUAUCUGAAA
This is a messenger RNA of Aplysia californica (California sea hare), 1523 nucleotides long. RefSeq names its product ADP-ribosylation factor 1. Gene Ontology annotation, cellular component: plasma membrane; cytoplasm. Bases 311 to 967 code for a protein of 218 amino acids. Gene Ontology annotation, biological process: intracellular protein transport; vesicle-mediated transport. The record is from RefSeq and is a predicted model, not a curated record. NCBI's taxonomy places the organism in Eukaryota, Metazoa, Mollusca, Gastropoda, Aplysiida, Aplysiidae. The transcript is spliced from 6 exons. Gene Ontology annotation, molecular function: GTPase activity; GTP binding.